AUGGCGGGAAUGGGGAAGGAGGAGAAGAAGAAGCGGAAGCUAGAGCGGGAUCCGGCGAGCAAGGGGGAGAAGAAGGCGAAGAAAGCGAAGAGGAAACAGCCUCCGGUGUCUGGCAGCGGCGAGGGGGUCAAUGUGGAGGGCUUCGACAGCGCAGAGAAGGUGAGCGAGCUCGGGAUGGAGAGGGUGACUGCGGAGCUGCAAAGACGAGGGAUGAAGUGCGGCGGCAGCCUCAUGGAUCGCGCCGAGAGACUCUUCCUGCUCAAUUCUCACAGCCUCGACGAGCUCCCGCCCAAGACGCUGGCGAAGUCCACGCGCUCGGCGCUCGCCGCGGCCGAGAAGGACAGCGGGACGCGUCCGGACAUGGUGGUCUGGCAGGGCAACUUGGUGCUCGUCAACGCGGCCCGCGAGGAAGUCUACGACGCGAAACGGACCGUCAAGGACGCCUCAGGCGCAGAGAAGCCGCUCGUGAUCGGCACGUGGGACAUCCCGACGCGCUCCGUGCGCCUGGACCCCGCGCAGGCCGGCGCCGUCUCCGCCCGCGCCGCGAAGAAGGCCCGUUUGGAGCAGCAACUGCAGGCGGCGCAGGAGCGCAGGGCGGGCACGCUCGAGUCCGUGGAGCACGCGUUCCAGGCCGACGAGGACGACCACUGCGAGACCAGCCUCGAGGCGUACUGCGACGUCGCGCCGCUGCUCGACCGGCUGGCGUCCCGCCUCGGGAGGACGCGUGCCACGCUGCGCAUCUACGACCCGUACUACUGCGCGGGCGGCGUGGAGCGGCACCUCGGCGCGCUCGGUUUCCAGGACGUGUACAACCGCAACGAAGACUUCUACGAGGUGGCGCGGCGCGGGGAGGUCCCGGAGCACGACGUGGUGGUGACGAACCCGCCGUACAGCCACGAGCACAUCUGCAAGCUGCUCAAGUGGUGCCGCAUCAACGGGCGGCCGUGGCUCCUGCUGCUCCCGAACUACGUGUACCAGAAGGACUACUACGGCGACGUGUGCCUGGGGCGGAGUCCGGCGAGCUGGACGAAGUGCGAGGGGCUGUUUUACCUCGCGCCGCGGAAGCGGUACUACUACUGGACUCCCAAGGCGCUGAAGAGGGGCAAGAGCACGCACGGGGGCAGCCUCGGGGAGCGCACGUCGCCCUUCAUCUCGUUCUGGUACAUCUGCAUGCAGGACCAUGCAAAGGACAUCACCAACUGGUUUCAGUCCAAACAAGGCAUCGAGAAGAAGCGACGCAUCGUGGCGGCGCGGAAGGCCGGUACGACGACGACCAGCGCUGACGCCGAUGCGGAUCCGGACUCCGGCGCGCCCGCAGAUAGGCCGAACAGCGGCGCGCAAGAUAGGGAAGCUGUGGUGGAGGACGACGCGAAGGUGCUGCAGAAUGGGCUCGGGCACAAGGAGCUCCAGAAGGCCCUCGAGGGCGCCACUGUUGAUGAGGCGCGGCGGAAGGGCAAGGUGGUGUGGGCGCGCCUGAAGAGCGGGCCGAGCGUGUUGUUCCACUUCGGCAUGACAGGCAGCUUCUCGAUCAAAGGGAAGGCCGCGAUGGAGUACAAGUCGUUCAGGGUGGACGAGGAGUCCUGGCCGCCGAAGUGGACCAAGGUCGAGCUCGUCAUGGACGACGGCACGGCCCUGGCGUAUUCCGACCCGCGGAGAUUCGGCAAAAUAUGGUUGCAAGACGACCCGUUCAACCAACCGCCCGUGUCCGCCCUCGGCUGGGACCCGGUCCUCUCCCCGAUCGACCUCGACGCCUUCCGCGCCGCGAUGCUCGCCUCGCGCAAGCCCGUCAAGGCCGUGCUGCUCGACCAGGCGUUCUCCGCCGGCGUCGGGAACUGGGUGGCUGACGAGGCGUUGUACCAGGCCCGCGUGCACCCGGAGCAGCCGUGCAACUCGCUCACACCCGACGCGGCCGAGGCGCUGCACCGCGCGGUCAUCGGGGUGUGCAAGGACGCGUGCGACGUCGGCGCGCGCUCGUCCAAGUUCCCGCCCGACUGGCUGUUCCACUUCCGGUGGACGGGGAAGAAGGCCUCGAACGACUACCACGGAAACAAGAUCGAGUUCAUCACGGUCGGCGGGCGCACGUCAGCGUACGUUCCAAAGCUGCAGAAGAAAACGUCGGUCAAGCCCGCGGGCGACGGCGGAGACGCCAAGCCCAAGGUCAGCAAGGCGAAGAAGCCCAAGGGCAAGAUCGCGAAGAAGCGGAAGCGCGCGUCGUCGUCGGAGGAGUCCUGCACGGACAUGUCGGACGACGACGUCAUCGUGGAGCCGCCCCCGAAGCCGAUCCCACGCGCGCGCGGUGGAGCGAAGAAGGACAGCGAGGAUGAGACGAAAGCGGUGGCGAAGAAGCCGGCGCCGAAGAAAGCGUCCACUGCCCCGAAGAGGGCCGCGGCCCCACGCGCGGCGGCGACCAAGGCGAGGAGCCGCAUCGCGUCCCCGCGACCACGGUAG
Messenger RNA from Pedinophyceae sp. YPF-701, 2448 nucleotides. Lineage: Eukaryota; Viridiplantae; Chlorophyta; Pedinophyceae. The record is from the annotation of a GenBank genome assembly.